CGAAGAGGAGCACCACCGAGCCAAGGUCAAGGAGAUAUGGACAAUGUAUAUAUAGACUCGAGUGCCUCAACCCGUCACCAUACUCCGUGCAUCUGCCUUUGCAUUCGGAUUUGCCUCCUCCAUUUGGUCCUUUCGUUUCGAGAAAGAUGCUGUUUGUGGUUCUCUCCUGCUUCGUCGCCCUGGCAUGCGGCGCCCCCCAGUUUGCGGGAAGACCCAUCCAGUACAACCCGAACGAUGUGCCCCAGUAUCGCCACAUUGCUAUUCUAAAGGACGAACGCGUGGAUCAUGGAGACGGCAAUUUCCAGUACGCCUUCGAGACCGAAAACGGCAUCAACGUCAACGCUGUAGGGACUCCAGGGUCCAAGGGACAGAGCAACAUCCAGGGAGCCUUUAGCUUCCCUCUACCCGACGGUACCCUUGCCCAAGUCCGAUACAUUGCUGACGAAUUCGGGUUCCGCGCCGAGUCCCCUCUGAUCCCGACCCCCCACCCACUUCCCGCCCACGCCAUCGAGCAGAUCCGCAUCGCCGAGCAGCAACGCGCCCAAGGGAUCGUCUGGGAAUAAGCCCGCUAGGAAUUAGUCUUACGGGAUAUAAUACCUUUUAGCGACCUCAAGGCCAAAUGAUUCUAAAAGCGAGGAAAAUGACGAGGACUGUCUCCUAAUUUAUUGAUGUCUUUCAAGGGAUGCACGCAUUCACUCUGUAAAUUUAUUGUGAAUAAAGUUACACGCGAGUU
This is a messenger RNA of Macrobrachium nipponense, 733 nucleotides long. Its product is annotated as cuticle protein AM1199-like. Gene Ontology annotation, molecular function: structural constituent of chitin-based larval cuticle. The transcript is spliced from 3 exons. Lineage: Eukaryota; Metazoa; Arthropoda; Malacostraca; Decapoda; Palaemonidae. The record is from RefSeq and is a predicted model, not a curated record. Bases 147 to 563 code for a protein of 138 amino acids. Gene Ontology annotation, cellular component: chitin-based extracellular matrix.